UCCCCGAAGUGAAAAGUUAGCGUUUAGCCGUUUUUAAGUCGGUACUUCGGGGGAAGGAGAAAUACUCCCGUGGGGCAGAGGAGAUUCCAGAGAGAGAACCAUAAUGAACGUACAGGCCCUCACCCCAAGGAGCGCCUCUUUCCUCUAGGCCCCUGGCUUGGACAGGCCCCGGACCCCUGGGUUUAUUUAUCCCUACCGGAGUUCUGGAUGCCCGCCCGGGAGCAGCUUCGGGGCCAUGCCAAUUUCACCCACUUUAAACGCUUUGCAUCCUGAUUUUUUCUGUCUCCUAUCUAGAUCGAUUCAGUGACGCAGAGCCUUUCAGGGUUGGCUGGAAGCCAAAGCCCAGCCUCCCGAUGGAGUCUGAAUCCAGCCGAUCUGAAGAGGAGACCCCUUCCCUCUUGUGGGGUUUGGAUCCUGUGUUUCUAGCCUUUGCAAAACUCUACAUCAGGGAUAUCCUGGACUUGAAGGAGUCCUGCCAGGUACCAGGAGUAUUUUUUUACAAUGGGCAUCCAAUAAAACAGGUGGAGAUCUUGGGAACUGUAAUUGGAAAAAGAGAAAAGGAUACUUUCUACAGCUAUGGAGUGGAUGACAGCACUGGAGUUAUAAACUGCAUCUGCUGGAAAAAGUCGAACAAUACCGAGUCUUCCUCAGCCCUAUUAACGACAGGUGGUCCAACUAUAGGGGAGCUGAACUUAACCUCACAGCUUAAGAAGCUGCAAGAGACCAUUGAGCAGAGAACAAAGAUAGAAAUUGGGGACAUUAUCCAAAUCAGAGGUUAUAUCCACACAUACAGAGAAGAACGAGAAAUUCGUGUCACUACUUAUUAUAAAGUGGAUGAUCCAGUGUGCAACAUACAAAUUGCAAGGAUGCUUGAGCUGCCCAGUAUCUACAGGAAAGUUUAUGACCAGCCUUUCCAGAGCCCAGCCCUAGAGCAAGAAAGCAAUCCAGGUGCCCUGGACCUUGCCAAUCUCACAUGUUUGCUGAGUGAAAAAGCCAAAGAAUUCCUCGUGGAGAACAAAGUACAAACCUUUUACCAGCAGGAAUUGGAAACUGUGGAAUCUCUGCUGUCCCUGGCCAGGCAGCCUGUGACUCACAGCUCCUGCUCUGAGCAGGUGGAUGUUAAGAAUGAAACCACUUCCAAGGCAAUUCAUAGUAUAUUUAAGAAUGCUAUACAGCUGCUGCAGGAAAAAGGAUUUGUUUUCCAGAAAGAUGAUGGUUUUGAUAACCUAUACUAUGUAACCAGAGAGGACAAAGAACUGCACAGAAAAAUACACCAUAUCAUUCAAGAAGACUGUCAGAAACCAAAUCACAUAGAGAAGGGCUGCCACUUCCAGCACAUCUUGGCCUGUGCUCGCCUGAGCGUCAGCCCGCGCCUGAGCGAAGCUGUGCUGCAGCAAGUGCUGGAGCUCCUGGAGGACCAGAGUGACAUCAUCAGCACCAUGGAGCACUACUACACAGCGUUCUGAGGAGCCGCCGGCAGAUGGCGUGGGCGGAGCCGGGCCGAGGAAGAGGAAGACCGGGCGGCAAUCACUCCCAGGCUCUGAUUUUAAACAUCACGCAGAGGCUGAUAGGUCUGGUGGCAGUUACCUCCUAAGAAACUAUGAAAUAUAGUCAUUUAAGGAACGCAAUUGGGCAUAAAUUCUGUAGGCUGCCCUCUCGCUGCUGUAUCCUUGGGAUAAAGUCACUUCUGUCUCCGCCGUGACAUAGACGGAAACCUGUCCUGUCGACCUCCUGACUGGACCGGGCGUUGCUCUUGGAGCAGAAGGGGAGGAAACGGUGUUGGCGGCUGAAUCGGGGUACAUGUGGCUUGAGGCCCUAUCAGGGUAAAGGAAUGUCACGUGGUAAAGUGAAAUGAAGAGCAUAUAGCCAGAGCACACAGAUCUAAAACCUUUUCGAACUUCAGACCAUCAGCUACAUUCUCGUAGGCCUCUCCCAGUGGUUAAGAACCUAAUGUAGGGGACUUAUUCUUGGAUGAGUAUCACUCACCUAUGAUUGCCAAGGGUCAAGUACCAGUGGUGGGUCCUGAGCCCUCGGAUGAUUGGUGUUUACAGACCCACCCAGAGACGGGAAUAAAUGGAUCUAAGGCAUGGCUCUGUGUUGGUCAUUUUCCUUACUUUCCUUCUGAAUCAAAAGAUGUCUCAGUACAUUUCCUUAACACUUUGAGGACAUACGUGACUAAAUACAUUGUCCUUUAACACCCUGAAGUCCUUAGAGGCUCUCAGCCAAAUGCCUGGCUGGUAGAUGUUACUCUCAAGGUUACUGUUGAACGCACAGGGCGUCCCGACACCAUCCAGACGAACACUCUGUUUGUGCCCAGACAGGUGGUGGAAUCUGAGGUAUGUAGCAGGCUUGUUCUAACAGCUAAAUGACAAAUCGACAAACGCAGCC
Molecule: messenger RNA, 2388 nt
Organism: Panthera uncia (snow leopard)
Lineage: Eukaryota; Metazoa; Chordata; Mammalia; Carnivora; Felidae
Gene: STN1
Product: STN1 subunit of CST complex
Exons: 9
Coding region: 354-1466 (370 amino acids)
Biological process (GO): telomere capping; double-strand break repair via homologous recombination; nucleotide-excision repair
Cellular component (GO): site of double-strand break; DNA replication factor A complex; CST complex
Molecular function (GO): single-stranded telomeric DNA binding
Source: RefSeq, a predicted model, not a curated record